UUUUUGGCUGUGGAAACGCGUUAGGGUAUUUACAAUACAUAAUUUCAGUCCAGCUGUUUUUGUGCAAAAGUAAACAAAACAAAAUGUCGCUGGUUGCAGACUAUAGUGAUAGCGAUUCCUCCGAAUCCGACGCAGAGAGUAGCACUGAAUCCUCCGCCAGCGAGGAGGCCAAUCCGCCCCCGCCCGCGGACAAACCACCGCCAAAGCUGCCCAGUGCCAGCCUAGUUCUUGCUCCGGGAGCGGGCAAGGGCGAUGUAUUCAGCAAUCCCUUCCUUGAGGCGGAGCUGCACAAGACCGCCUCCCUAGAGCGGCACGUGAAAAUGGUCAGCAACGAUACGCAUCUGCAGCUGAAGAACGGACGCAAGAUAUGCUGGAACUUCCGGAGAGGACGCUGCCGCUUUGGCACCAGUUGCCAGUAUGCCCACGACUCCGACUUGUCGGUGGAUGAGGCGGGAGCUCCAAGUGCACCCGAUACGCCAGUUGCUGCUGAGGCCGUCAAGGAAUCAGUUGUGGCCGGGAAUUCCACGAAGCGCAAAAGACCCGGCCUGGGCGAUGCCUUGGAGCCUGGCAAGCGGGUGAUGAAGUCCUACAAGCAACAAAACAAUCCGAACAAUCCCUUUGCCCGUCGUUAA
Messenger RNA from Drosophila kikkawai, 632 nucleotides. RefSeq lists its product as uncharacterized. Gene Ontology annotation, molecular function: metal ion binding. NCBI's taxonomy places the organism in Eukaryota, Metazoa, Arthropoda, Insecta, Diptera, Drosophilidae. The record is from RefSeq and is a predicted model, not a curated record.